UCUUGUAGGCCCACACACCCGCGAAAGAUGACAUCCUCGAUAUAGUUGCGCCUUGUUUGAGUAGAGGGCACAGGGUGGUGCACAAGAGACCGACCAAAGGUUUCCAUCUGUCCAACAGAAAGGCGGGGAAUAUGAAGAGUUGUGUCUCCUCCCUGCUAGUGUUCAUUCGAGUUGUAACUGUGGACUGGAUUACUUCGGACUCGUCGAAACCUUGAGCCAGUUGUGUAGGCUAAUUUACGCAAAAACCUUCGACCAUGGAAUUUCUGUGGUUGACUCUGGCUUGGCUUGUUUGUUGCCGGGGGUUACGCUGUUGCCGGGGACGAUGUCUGAACACAUUCAGCUUUCACUGGCUCUGUGCAGAAUUGGCUUAUAUACGUGUCUGCGGACACUGUGCUGUAAGGGGCCGCCCCCACCCCGGCCGGAGUAUGACGUGGUGUGCAUCGGCCUGGCUGGCUCCGGCAAGACCAGCCUGCUGUCCCGUCUGAGCAGUGAGAGCACUGACACCAUCGUGCCCACCACAGGUUUCAGCAUCAAAGCAGUGGGGUUUCAGAAUGCCAUACUGAAUGUGAAGGAACUUGGAGGUGCCGACCACAUAAAGAAGUACUGGAGCCGCUACUACCAGGGCUCGCAGGGCGUGGUGUUCGUGGUGAACAGCGCGUGCUCACCGGCUGAGCUGGAGGCGUCACGGGCGGAGCUCCACCUGGCGCUGCAGCACCCGCAGCUGUGCACGCUGCCCUUCCUCAUCCUCGCCAACCACCAGGAUCAGCCGGCCGCGCGGCCCGUGCCCGAGAUAAAGAAAUACUUUGAGCUGGAGCCGCUGGCCCGAGGAAAGCGAUGGAUCCUGGCGGGCAGCUCCACAGCAGAUGUGGAGGACGUGAGGCAAAGCUUCAUUCAGCUCAUCAGCCUGCUGGAGGACAGAGAUGCAGAACCAGCCAGGAUAUGACACGCAUGCACACACACACAGACACACACACACACACACACACACACACACACACACACACAUACACACACACACAC
This is a messenger RNA of Alosa sapidissima (American shad), 1020 nucleotides long. RefSeq names its product ADP-ribosylation factor-like 15a (gene arl15a). NCBI's taxonomy places the organism in Eukaryota, Metazoa, Chordata, Actinopteri, Clupeiformes, Clupeidae. The record is from RefSeq and is a predicted model, not a curated record. The coding region runs from base 323 to 943 and encodes 206 amino acids. Gene Ontology annotation, molecular function: GTP binding; GTPase activity. The transcript is spliced from 6 exons.